AUGGACGUUAGCGCGAAGUAUCAGCACUGGAUGGCAGAAAGUCAUUGGCGAGCUCGUGACAGCUUUACAGUUCAUCCGAAUAGAGCGGCAGAUGCUGCGCCGCCUUCGAAUAGUCCCGUGCUGCCUCGAAUUGCGUCGCUUUUAAUGAGCGCCGAGCGAAGCGAUGAUAGAGAGACGAAGGGCACGAGGAGUUUAUCAGUGGCAGGAGUUACAGGGGGGAACGAUGACGAUCGGAUCUACUGGAAGCCGAGUAAACUCUUCACUGGAUUACAAGGAAUAAACGGGUGGCGGUCUUCAUCUUACUCCGCUGCUCGGACUUCGAACCGACAACUGUUCCCUUCUGAUGUUCCAGCUGUCUCAAGUGUCAUGCGUCCUGAUGUCUAUCAAGAACUGGGCUCAAGAGGUGAUACAUGUGCUGCUUCAACUACUCAUGCCCCACUAGAUGCUGCAGUUUUCGUGUCUCGUGUGGAUCAGCUUUUGCCUCAGUCUUCUCUGGACGUCGAUAAGCGAGGACGUCCCAUUUCCGCUGAAAGCUCUCCUUGCUCCUUACCGCAGAUACCGGUGCAGCCCAUGCUACUUGGUUCUCCAACGAUGAGUCAAGAACGCGACUUUGCUGGAUGCCGUCGACUGAAUUAUCCCCACAGCAUUGACCCGCUCACGAUCCAAAGCCUAGCCAAGUCUUUGUUGAUUCCAGCGAUCCACCAGGACUCUCCACUGGUCAUGAAACAGUUGCGGACUACCAGGGACUUCUUUCAUCAAGUGGCACCACCGUACGUUAAUGCGGAUCACUUCAGUCAAGUUAAGGCACACAAAGUCCGGACGAGUGUCACGAAGCGGCGGCGAGUGGUGACACCGGAUACCACGCCUUGCCAGCCCAGUGACGAAUCUGAGUACGGGCAGGCCGUGUCCAAAACAUCAAAGGCGCUCAAGCGUUCGAGAUGUAGCCACGAUACCGGGCCUGCUAAAGAUAGCGAUUUGACCGCGCUCAACGUCCGUGGCAACUCAGAAAGGAUGGAGAAGUUUGACUCUCGAAUUAAGGUUGGCUCACACCUACGCUACAGUAGAGAUGAGGAGGUCGCCACUGAUACUGCGACUGCGACUGAGACGCCGGCGCUAGCGCUUAGCAUACAACCCAACGUGAAAAAGUGCGAGCCUUCUCCUCAUUCGACGAUGGCUUUUGAUUCCAAAGAUCUUCUGACGUCCGCAGGUUUCGUGCGCAACCGUCACGGCGAGGUCGACUGGGUAGCCACGUUCCUGGACGUGGGCUUUGACUCGUCCAGUAUAUACGCGCUCAUGUGCCCUCUACGCAAAGGCCGGUGGAAGUUGGAAGAAGAACGUUAUACUCUGGGACUGCUUCAGCUCAUUGAAAAUGGGACGAUUUUGUUGCGACACGGCCAGAGCAUUCGCGGCUACAUCGGCGAGAAGCUGCAUAGUGACGAUAUGCGAGUGCUCAAGAAGCUCAGCAACUGCAAGAUGUUCCACUUUGCCAAACUUAUCAAUCCGAGACUGGCGGAAAAAGAGGACUUGGAUGUGACUGCACUUGGUGCCCACGAAGGGUUAAAGCGAUUGGAUCGGCUUCGGGGUGAGUUUUUGCGCUCGGUGCAGCUGGAAGCACUUGUAGCAGUUCGCAAACAUCUUAGCGACAGCUCGCUGUGUGAUUUGCUUAGCGCGCGUGCCUGA
This is a messenger RNA of Peronospora matthiolae, 1680 nucleotides long. The record is from the annotation of a GenBank genome assembly. Lineage: Eukaryota; Oomycota; Peronosporomycetes; Peronosporales; Peronosporaceae.